AUGAGCUCUGAAGAACCAAUUACUUUCGAUACAACAGUCUUGAACGACAUUUUCAAAACCGUGUGGAAGAAACGUAAAACUAAAGCAAGAAAAGAUGCAUUACUUCUUUCGGCCGAAUAUUUGCGAUUAUUUACUGAUGAAGCAAUUAGUCGUGCGGCAAUAGUUGCCAAGAAGGAUUAUCCUGGAGCCACUUUACCACGACUAGAAGCUCAUCAUCUUGAAAAGGUUAUUACAAAUUCAAAUUCAAUCGUGAAAAUGACUAAUGAAGACAUUGCUCCUCAGCUUACAAGGGACUUUUAG
Molecule: messenger RNA, 300 nt
Organism: Cetraspora pellucida
Lineage: Eukaryota; Fungi; Glomeromycota; Glomeromycetes; Diversisporales; Gigasporaceae
Source: the annotation of a GenBank genome assembly